Messenger RNA from Penicillium egyptiacum, 555 nucleotides. Lineage: Eukaryota; Fungi; Ascomycota; Eurotiomycetes; Eurotiales; Aspergillaceae. The record is from the annotation of a GenBank genome assembly.
AUGGCCCAUCACAAUCUCAAGGUGCUUCUUUCUGUCGGUAGCUGGACCUACUCCACAAAUUUCGCGGCUGCGCUGAGUACUCCUUCUGGCCAAGCCAAGUUUGCCUCAUCUGCCACGGACCUAGUGAAAAACUUGGGAUUUGAUGGCAUUGACAUUGACUGGGAGCCAUUACGAAAAGCUCCAUGUAGGCCAGAUGAACCGAUACAUCGACUUCUGGAAUUUCCGAACACCGCGGGACCGGGCACAUCUUUCGGCAGCGUCGGUGUUGGUAGCUGGGAAAAAGGGAUCUGGGACUACAAAGCGCUGCCCCUAGCGGGUGCUACGGUCCACUAUUUGCCACAGCCACUUGCUAGCUACAGUUACGAUGAAGGACAGCAGAUGAUGGUGAGCUACGAUACCCCUCAGGCCGCACAUGACAAAGCCCAGUAUAUUAUGUCCAAAGGACUUGGCGGCGGGAUGUGGUGGGAGAGCAGUGGCGAUAAGAACGGCACCGACAGUCUGAUCGCGACGGUAUGUCCAGUGUACGAUGAUCCCCACCACCCCCUAGACCGCUAA